AUGCAGACUCUAGUUAUGAGCUUUUAUCUUUACAUAUUACUUCUCAUUGUUCCUUUGUUAGUUUUGCUGGUGAUACUUAAACCAAAGAGUGGAUACUCUGGCAAAAAACUUCCACCAGGAUCCACUGGAUGGCCUGUGGUUGGUGAGACCAUGAGGUUCGUGUUAUCAGGGCCGCAACGAUUUAUCCGCGAAAGGCGAAGAAAGUACUCUAACGAUGUGUUUCGGACUAGUCUGUUCGGGCAAAAAAUGGCUGUGUUUUGUGGAGCGCAGGGGAAUAAAUUUGUCUACACCAAACUAUUCACCCCCUGGUGGCCAGAGUCCGUGAGCAGGGUCAUGUUUUUCCCCGAGUACACGGACACUCCUGUGAACGAAGUCUCCGCUGUGAUGCAUAGUUUCGUGCAUGAGAUUCUAAAGCCGGACGCACUAAAACAGUACGUCCGGGUCAUGGAUGCCAUGGCACGAGAGCACAUUGAGUCGGAGUGGGAUGGUAAGGGCGUCGUAAAGGUGCAUCCCCUGGCUAAGAAAUACACGUUUGAUUUAGCGUUUAGAUUAUUUAUAAAUGUUGUCGAUGUUGAGCAUGUCACGAGGCUGUUCAAUCACUUUAGGCUCAUUACUACUGGAUUAUUUUCGGUCCCGAUUAAUCUUCCCGGGACUGCCUUUAGUAAAGGCGUAAAGGGGGGGAAGAUGAUCAGAGAGGAGCUUUUGAAGAUCAUUAGCAACAGGAGAAAAGAAAUGAUGGAGAGAAGAGAAAACACCCCAUCGUCUACUGAUUUUUUGUCGCGGUUGCUUCUGGUGAAGGAUGAGAAUGGAAAGUAUUUGAGCGAUAAGGAAAUAUCGAAUAAUAUUAUUGGUUUACUUGUUGCUAGCUAUGAGACCACCAGCACUGCUGUUACCUUCAUGCUCAAGUAUCUUGCGGAGCUUCCACAUAUUUAUGAUGAAGUUUACAAAGAAUUAAUGGAAAUAUCACAGUCAAAAAAAGAGGGGGAGUUGUUGAUGUGGGAUGAUAUUCAGAAGAUGAGAUACACAUGGAACGUUGUCUGUGAAUCUCUAAGGCUUACGCCACCCGGUCACGGUGGCUUUAGGGAGGCUGUCUCUGAUGUAACUUUCGCUGGUUUUACCAUUCCAAAGGGAUGGAAGGCAUCAUGGACAGUGCAUACCACACACAAGGAUCCAGAAUGCUUUCCGGAUCCAGAAAAAUUUGAUCCAUCAAGAUUCGAAGGGAAAGGACCUGCCCCGUACACCUUUGUACCUUUCGGCGGAGGACCCAGAAUGUGUCCGGGAAAAGAGUAUGCUCGACUUGAAAUUUUGGUAUUUAUAUAUAACAUAGUUACCAGAUACAAAUUGGAGAGGAUUAAUCCCAAAGAGAAGAUAAUAUUCCACGUUAUCCCGGUACCUACUGAAGGCCUUCCGCUUCGCAUAAUUCCCCAUUCUAUAUAG
Molecule: messenger RNA, 1437 nt
Organism: Daucus carota subsp. sativus
Lineage: Eukaryota; Viridiplantae; Streptophyta; Magnoliopsida; Apiales; Apiaceae
Product: beta-amyrin 6-beta-monooxygenase
Exons: 3
Coding region: 1-1437 (478 amino acids)
Biological process (GO): sterol metabolic process
Molecular function (GO): monooxygenase activity; heme binding; oxidoreductase activity, acting on paired donors, with incorporation or reduction of molecular oxygen
Source: RefSeq, a predicted model, not a curated record